GACGAUAAUUUCUAAUCUAAUCGAAAACCAAAUGACAUAAGCGGUUCGAAUACGUCAAAGCGAUCGGUAAACAGGGAAACGCGGCAACGUCGCCAUUGAAGAAAGCCGAUCUCGCUCCAGUGACAACAACAAUUUUUCGUUUUUUAAUUGUUUGCCCCUAGUCGCUUGCUCUCGGUCGAAGCAGACUUUGCACGCGUAGAACGCGGACCCGGCCCGGUAAAACAACCCGACAAGAACGAAGGUGAAUCCACGCAGAGACAGAGAAAAGAGAUCGGGCAACAAACAGGUUCGGUGCGUUUCGUGGAAUGAAGCUGAAACGGGGCGGGCGGGGGGGCGGUGAUUCCUACCGCGAGAGAGACGGAGUGACUCAGUGUGUCGCGAGCGCGAAACAGAGACAAUCGUACGCAGUAAACAUGGCGCCGUGUGACCCAUCAUCAUAUUAUCGUAUUUAGUUUACGUACGGGUCGUAUUGUGUGCGGUAUUGUUUCGAGAAUUAUUGUAAUCGAAUUGUCGAGAUAAGUGCGUGAAUCGCGCGGCGAUAAUGCGGUCGUCGUUGUCCUCAUCGAAUGAUUGAAUUCGCGCAAAGUACCAGUCGGCACGUUGCUGCGACCCCAAGUGCCAAACAAAUUGUUUCGGGUGAUGUAAACACGGUGGUGUGUGUUCUCUAGACGUCGGGGCCAGAGAGGCAAUAAGAUCGAUUCAGCGAUGGAAAGUAACUUCGACAUCUACCUGCAUAAGAAGUUCAAGAAACAGCUGAGCGUCGAACCAAAACCGUCCUCGCACCACGGCCACCACGUCUACCACCGUCAAAAUGGAAAAGAGAACUAUCGAGGCGAGGGAGAAAAAGAAGUCAUUCCUCCCGUCGCGGACCAAAACGUCAACGACAAUAAUCGACCAUCGUCUGUCGUGCCAAAUCAAACAAGUACAAACGUGCCCGUCGUUAUCAGUGUUCCUCCCAGCAAGUCUUCCAUAUCACUACCGGCGACCACCACCCAUACCACCACCACGCAGUGCAUAUCAUACGUAGUUUCGAACGCCCAUAGUUUUGAUACGAACACUUUUAGAACGAAACCGCCCAACGACCAGGGGGUGGACCGGGGUUCGCCGCCACCGGGCGAUGAAUGCUGCCCCAAAGGGGGCCAGGAUAAGGGCAAGUAUGUGUGCACCUACUGCAACCUGGUGUGCUCCAAACCUAGCGUGCUACAGAAGCACAUAAGGGCACAUACUAAUGAAAGACCUUAUCCCUGCACCAGCUGCGGGUUUAGCUUUAAGACCCGUUCGAACCUGUACAAACAUUGUCGGUCUCGCACCCACGCGAACCGUGUGCUAGGGAACAAGUCUCAAGAGCUCGAAGCUGAACAGACUAACGAUUCCGUCGACUCUAGGGACGAAACAUCUGAAUCGACUUCGCAAGAUGCGACCAAGCCGUACAAGCCGCGAUUUCACACGGUCAGUGUCACCGUCGAGGAAGACAGGGCCGCGCCUCACGUCGCUCCAGACUUGUCGCACCACAUCAACGAAAUUAUCAACAAAAAUAAUUCCAUCGUAAACUCGGGCGACUCCACUUUGCUGAAAAGGCGUCCGAGUGACGUUUCGGCGGACGGUGUCAACAACAACAACGAUUACGGCCACCUCAAGGGUUACAGGGUAGAAAGCGUUUCACCCGUGGGCGACGAACCCCUGAACUUAUCCAACAAAAACAGGAAACGUUCCUUGAGCGAGGUAACCGAACCCGGCACUCAAAGGAGUCUCAUCAAGGAACUGCUGCUGAAGAACUUGUACUCGGAUAUGCAGUGCCUUUUCUGUAAGAUGAUCUUCCAGACCGUCACCGAACUAGAGUUACACAAGCUGCGCAGCUGCAAGGGGAAGCCGUCCGAGAUCAAGUAUACUAGGAGUAGCUCCGUGAACGUGGCCUCGAUCCUCACCAAAAAUAAAAACGCGUUCGACAGCAUACCUCAGCUGCAAAACUCCGCAUUCCCCCUCCAGUCUCCCGGUCCGUUUCUCGGUAGAACGCGCCUAGUCGAAAGCGACAAGUCCAAAUCGUUUUCCUUCGACGCGGGCAAAUUGCCCCUUGCCUCUUCCGGUGAAAUUCCCAUGUCGGGAUUCUCACUAUCCCCGCUCCCGUUCGAGAAAGAGAAAAAACCGCCCGUGAAACUAUUCGGCGGCGAGGUUAAGAUACACAGCGGCCCGGGCGAAACCAAGAGUUUCCGCAUAGACUGCAAGGAGCACGACCCGGAACCUAACUACGUCGAAUUUGGCACCAAAGUGAGCGAGAACCGAGUGGUAAAAUCGAGCUUGCAGGCGGGCGGCACCGUUCUCACUAACAAGGCAGGUUACGGUAAGGAGGACGCCCGCCCACCUCAGGACGUCAUAAGGGUGUACGAGAACAACGCGUUGUCACCCAAAAUCGAUAUGGUCGGUUUGGCGAAGACCAAUUUUAACUUUGAGCGGUACGCGGACGAGAGGGAACCCGCUCCCGCAUACAAAAACAUUAUGGACUUUAGUCAGAACGCUGUCAAACUGCUAACGCCCAACAUAAAACAGCCAUCGAUACCAUCCGGACAGGUUCAAGCGGCUUUCUCUUUCACUGCGCCUUCACCGACGUUCGUUCGUAAAAAAGUGAUCGCACAACCAUCCGGAAGCAACUUCUACGGCCCAAUGAACCUCUUGGUCGACGGCAAGGUGGUCAGAUACGUUCCCGGUAUACCUGGACCGGUCGCGGCGGAUCCGCCUGUGGAUUCCGGUUAUAUCGGGGUCGUGGCGUCCCCACCGAAGGGAUAUUCGCAGCCCGAAGAUCGGACCGACCCCCAAACGGCGAAGUCGGUUGAAUCGAAGCCGAUAUCGCCUCCGAAAGACCCGGGGGAGCCGAAGAAAUUCGCCAGGCCAAAUAGUUUGGCCCUGAAGCCGACCACUGCCUCGCUAAAGCAGCAUCACGGGCUUACUCCCACCAUGUUCAACCAGAUCCUGAUCAGUCCGGACACUCCGCGGGUACAGAAAAAGUACGCGCAGCACUUUUUGCACGGCAAUUACUUCAGCUACCUAGGGCUGAAGAGUUCAACGCGACUGGUGUACUGCACCCUAAACAAAACACAGCCGUUCUACGUUCCUCAUUUUAAGAAACUGAGCAUGUACUCGGAGUGGCGUCAGCAGGACAAUAAGACGGACAAGUUGUACGUGGGCGCAUACGACUCGAGGCAGCGAAAUCAACGGUACGUUACGGCGGGGAAGGCCAUUGCUGAUUUGAUUGUUCACUCGAGUUAUAAGUUUGCCCUCUCCGAAGUGCCGUUGAACAAAGGAAAGGAUGAAGACACUCUUAAGCCCAAUUUGAUUGGUGGGUUCGAAUGCAACGACGACUAUCCCUAUAUAAGAGGUAGAGGUCGAGGGCGGUACGUGUGCGAACAGUGCGGGAUACGUUGCAAAAAACCGUCGAUGCUGAAAAAGCACAUCAGGACCCAUUCCAAUGACAGGCCUUAUACUUGCAGUCAGUGCAAUUUCAGUUUCAAAACGAAAGGCAACCUUACCAAACACAUGAAGAGCAAAGCGCAUACGAAAAACACCUGCGUCGGAGGCGGUUCCGGAUCAUCUACACAGCUAAGCGGCACCCAGAGUUCGGAAUCGGACACCGAAGACAGCGGAAUGGACAGCAGCGACGAAUCGACCCGACAACAAGAGCACGAGGCGGCCUACGGCCUCCUUUCCCUCUCGCAAAAGUCCUCGUCGGGAUCGCCGCCCCGAUUCGCCGACACCCGCCGCAGCCCGUCCGGCGACAUGUUCAUGACCACCGAGGAGAUUGCUCACGUACAAAAGACAAAUUACGCGAAAAAUAAAUUCCUCGACAAUCCCAAUCCGUCGGCGUUCAACCCGCCGCAGGCUCCGGAGAUAGUCGGCGGCGCGAUUCAACCGGAAGAUCGCAAACUGAUCACUUAUUUGGGCAAGACGAGCACCACUAGGCCUCUGACUUACCCGUACGCUUCGAUCUCAUCGGUCCCGAUGGCAGAAAGGUCGCCCAUCGACGAUCACGACGCCACCGGUACCGAAAUUAUAGCGGAACCGCCCAAAAACAUAAGACAGUUCCACGUGGUGCAAAAGUACCUGCCUCAAAAGACUGAAGUUGGGAGGGGGACGGAGUUGCCACCAAACGUUGUUCCUACCCUGAAGGUAAACGACGUGGUCGUCGAAGUGAACGUGGCCGAUCGGAAAAGGAAGUUACUGUUAGCGGAGCCCGAGUAUAAACUGAAACAGCAAAAGAACGACGAGGUCAUGGAUCUGUCCACCAAUCAUGAGAAACCGGCCAAGCCGAACGGAUUUUUGCGGGAUCACCAUCCUUGUGAGUUAAAUCGAAGGAGCGACGAGAUCCCAGUGCUGCUGUUGAAGCCCAUCCGUCCGGACGAGCGAGUAUACGCUGGGCCGGACCAUGAAAUGCACAACAACAAUUACAGGCAGUACGACAACAGCGCUAUGGAAACCUUGGCCGACGUGGCUACCAAGCAAGUUAAGCUGGAGAAAAACACUAUGGCAAGGAGCGUCGCGUCCGAGUACUUGAAGCUGGCUACUAAGAACGACCAGGGAAGCGGGGACGUGGUCAGGGACGUUGCCGUAUUCGGACCCAUCAACAAAGACGUUAACGAGUUGAUCGUGAAACCGGAGGGCAACAAGAGUUGUCACAUCUGCGCUAAAACUUUUAAUAGACCGUCCCAAUUGAGGCUUCAUAUGAACAUUCAUUACUUGGAAAGGCCGUUCAGGUGCGAUUCAUGCUCCGUAAGUUUCCGCACAAAAGGCCACCUACAAAAACAUGAACGGAGCGCUAGUCAUUACAGUAAGUUGUCAUCAUCUCCGGCUCAGUCAUCUUCUGAACCACGUCCGUUCAAGUGCAACGAUUGCAACAUUGCGUUCCGGAUACACGGUCACCUAGCUAAACACCUACGCUCCAAGAUGCACAUUAUGAAGCUAGAGUGCUUGGCUAAAAUACCUUUUGGCCUCUAUGCCGAGCUGGAGAGGUCUAAUAGUUUAUUGACCGAGAUUAAUACGAGCGACGGAGACCAAUGUUUAGAGAGCUUGAAGACUUUAGCCCAGAAAGUGUUCAUGAACGACCCUGGAAAGUUACAGUCGAUCACCCAUAGGCUGGACAUAACAACGGACGUCGACACCGAUAGCUAACCAUAGGUAUCCUCAUAUUGCCCCGCUCCUUUCCCCUCGCGCCCAAUUUAAGACUGACCAAACAGAUUCUAUCGUAGGAUUUAUAUACCUUUGAUACAUAUAUAAUAUUUUUGUUAAAUGUGCCGUACCCCAAAAAAUAUUAUAUCGAUGGAGAGAGAGAGACGGAGAGUAGUGCAAUUUUACAUAUUUAGCAAAUUCCCUGGACUAAAGUCGAGAGAGCCAUAUAUAUUCGUUUGAACUCGUCCUAGACUCAAGAAAUUUUGGGUUAGAAAUUUGUUUCUCUACGUGGCCACGGUUGGUAAAUGAACGACGAACAGGUUAACUGUUUCCUGUAAAAAUGUUCGACAAGGGCCACAAUGAAACGCUUACCGGCACUGGUAAAUAUUGCGUAAUUUGGGAUCUGCCCUGUUCACAUCGGCCUUCUAAAAGGGCACACACUCAUUUAACAGUAAUUAUAAUUAUUAACAAUAUUUUAUAAUUACUCGGUGAUAUUUCAACAGCAGUCGCCUGGGAAAUAAAAUUUUAUAAGAAAGAAAUUUUAUAAGAAAUGCUGAGGAGAGUUUCACAGGCCACUGAACAUAAUAUAUCAAAGAAUAUAGGUAACUGAUUUUUGUGUCAAAUAUGUUAUUGUGAUAUACCUUAUUUUAGAUCGUAUAUAUAUGUACAUAAAAUAACAAGAAAAGUUUAUUUUACUUGAUGUAGAUUUUUAAGUGACCUGUUUUUAUUAGAUGAGUCCUAUUUUACGAAUCCCACUAUCGUCGAUGUGUAUAUUUUUUAACAAGUUAUUUUGGUUAACGUUUAGGCGGGAUGGAACGUUCCGGAUAUCAAAUCUUAAGUGCUAUAUUAAUUAUAUACCGUAUGGAUGUUGAAACCAGGUUUCAGUUUUCGGGAGAUUUUAUCCGUGCCUGUUUUCUAGGCACAUUACGUUUAUUAGCCUAUUUGUUUUCAAAGUUAUGAACUUUAACCGAGGUAAGGUUUAUGUUUAAGCAAGGCUACAUGUUUUUCGUUUUAAUUGUAAAUAUGUUAGGUUAUAUAGGUAUCUGUAUUGAUGAUUGUUAAUUUCGUUUAUUAUUGUUAAAAACAGCACGACGUUUGUUGAA
This is a messenger RNA of Cylas formicarius (sweet potato weevil), 6257 nucleotides long. RefSeq lists its product as uncharacterized. Gene Ontology annotation, cellular component: nucleus. NCBI's taxonomy places the organism in Eukaryota, Metazoa, Arthropoda, Insecta, Coleoptera, Brentidae. Gene Ontology annotation, molecular function: zinc ion binding; DNA-binding transcription factor activity, RNA polymerase II-specific; RNA polymerase II cis-regulatory region sequence-specific DNA binding. The transcript has 11 exons. The record is from RefSeq and is a predicted model, not a curated record. Bases 706 to 5157 code for a protein of 1483 amino acids. Gene Ontology annotation, biological process: regulation of transcription by RNA polymerase II.